AUAUACACUUACUAUGUACCCAUAAAAUAAAAACAUUUUUUAAAAGAGAGACACAUGAUGAAGAAAAAUAGGAGGAGAUAAGGAUGAGAAAGAGACAGCUGUACACCUCUUCUGCCUUUUAAAUUUUGUGCCAUGUAUAAGUAUGCUUACUUUAAAAAAAAAAGUCUUAGGGAUUGAAAUAAAAUAGAUACAAAGGCCCUCCCUCCAUCAAGAGGCCUCUAUCCCUGAUCCUCCAAUCUUUCCCACAAUUGCUCUCCAGUCCACCCUUCUGCGUUCUGCUAGAGAUACACUGCAUUUCUUAUUGCCAGAUGAACUCUAUGGCCCAUUCCCUAGUUUCAGCAUGAGCCGGUAAGUUUUUCUCCCACCAGGAAGAGUCUUUUUACCCACAGCCUGCAAUGUUAAACUUAACUUCAACUACCCAGGAGCCCUCUCUGAUGGCCAUGAUCCUCACUAUGAUUUCUCUUUUCUGAAAUGGAAUGUUUGUGGCCAGAGCCUUAUAAAUGAGUAUAAAAGUCUACUUGUACUGAUUGUUGGCUCUUGCUUUGUAUGAAUUAGUCUUGUCUUUGAACUACAUUUUUAAGUAUCUUGAGAGCAGAAAGCCAAGCUCAAAUGUCUUUGUAUUCUCAACACUCCCCAGCUUAGGGCUAAGCACAUAUUGGGUGCUUACCACAUCUGCUGGGUGGGCUGAAUACUGAGGAAGGACCAAAUAGCCUCUUCAGAGAUUUUGAGCCCAAAGGUUUCUUGGCCUGAGACCACCAUUACCAGAGCAAGACUUGCUCAAGGAAAUUCAGGAAUACUGGGAAUACUGAGGUAUUGGAGGCAUAUCACAAUAUCUACAAAAGCUAAGCAGGUAAAUCAAUAGUCUGGCUAUGAAAGUAAUGGGCCCUGAAGCGGAAUUGGAAAACACAUGCCCUGCCUAAAAAUUUAUGAAAUCCAGAUUUGAGAAAAAUAAACAACAACGAAAAAGACCUCCUCAGGCAAACGGCAUACAUCCAACCAUGAACAGCAACUAGUCACUUGUGACCCACAGUCAGAAGUGGCCGCUAACCCAUCUCUGCCAGCGUUCAUCUCCCUCAGCAUGAACGUGCCUCCAUGGAAGAUAGCAUUUACAAUCUCUCCCAACCCAUCUGCAAGCUUCAGACCACACAGACCAGAUACAUACGACCACUUUGGCCUCUCCCUACUACCCUACCACAUCAGCCAUGGUCCCCUUCCUGCUCCUCUGUUACUAAUCACCCAUUGCCUGAAACAUCAAAGACCUUCAUUUCCAAGCCAUAACCAGACUCCACCCUUCCUAAAUUCAUGUGUUUUCUCAGGUAUAUUUCCAAAACAAGUGGGAGAGUUAGUGGAGGUUCCUCUGGCCUAACCACCCCUUCUCAUAAGGUACCCCCUGUGCCAAAGCACUCAGUUCUCUGAGGAUAGGUGACCAUACAGUUGUGAAGGAGAGAGCUGAGCCAUCAGGCUGGUAUAGGGAGUGGAGAGUGAAGACGGACUAGGAAAUAGACACUGCUUGUGGCACCUUCGGUGCCAGGCUCAAAACACCCUCAUCUACAGACUGAAUCACCACAUGAGCUUCCCUACUACAUGUGCCUUAUGAAACGGGAGGGCUUUGUGAUGCAGUCCUAGUUCCAUCCUCUGUGAGGUGGACAUGACAAGGCCUAGCACUGGGAGUCAUUAGGCACCAGAACUCUGAAUGCCCAGAUAUAGGGAUGGCUGAUCUCAUGCUAAUGAGGUUUAGACCAUGUUGAGUCCUACUUUUGUUCUGUGGGAUGUUGGAUAUCCCUUAUACACCUAUGGCUCCAUCUUCAUCAUUAUUCUAAUCAUCUGGCAAGUGAAAAGGAGCCACCAUGAAUUGAGUUCGGAACCUAAAAGGAGCUGCUGCCGGUGUCACCAAAAAGUCAGGCAAAGAGCUAGAGGUGCAGCAUCAACAGUUAGGAGACGUUCCCAGGAAGAAGCUGAGAAGCCACAGAAGCUGCUCUCCAUCAUUAAAAGCCAGGGCUGGCUUCCUCCGGAGGGAAGUGUGCGGCGAAUCCUGUGUGCAGAUCCCUGCUGCCAAAUCUGCAAUUCUGUGGCUCUGGAGAUUCAGCAAUUGCUGGCGGGUGAGAACAACCAGAUCUCCCUGACUUUAUCAGGGCCAUUGCAGGUCUCCUCUUGCCUAGAGAUGCUGUCUAUGUCUAGUAUGUCUUUAGAUGAGUGUCUGGAGUUUCGUUCCUGGGACACCAGAGAGCUUUCACUGGCAUCUGUAACCCCAAUACUGUCACAAUUAACGGAUCAAAAAUCUUUAACCCAGUCAGCUGCCCAGUCAACGUAUGCAGAUGGCAUACAAGAUUACUGGGCUGAUCACCUCCAGCUAGGGCAGGAAUUUCAAGUGCCAGAUGUGCUCCGAGGCCCAAACACGAUGGCUUCUUUAAGAUUUGAGGAGCCAAGGGCUCCACUGAACCAGGAGAUGAUGCAAAGCAACCCCAGCCUUGUCCAGGGAAACCAAGGCCAGCAUCACUUGAAUUCCCAGGUCUCCUUGCUGUCCCUGAACCCAGAAACCCUGAACCUGACGCAUCCGAUGGCCUUGCAUAUGGUCCUCCCUGCCCACCUGCCAUUUCUCAGUCCUGAAGUGCUGAGGCUUCUUGAGGUACAUGUUAAAAAAUGGAUGCAUUUCCAGAGGUGGGGGCUCCCCAGACGUGUGGAGGAGUCCCUGAGGCAGCUUAUGCCAAAUCCACCAUUGUAUUACCAAUCUGGAAAUGACCAGCCAGUUUCUUUCAACCUGAAUAAUAUUUCUCAGGUCUCUCUUCAUAGAUUUCAGACCAUUUCCCUCCAGACCUGGUGUUCAUGUGUGGCUGGCCAGCCCAUCCAGACCUUCUGGGUUUCUGAAUGGUCCACUAUGAACCCAGAACAAAGACACCACUGUCAGCAAAGCCCAAACCCUAUGGCUCUAGCCUUGCCCUCUCCAGCCUUUAAAGCUCUACGUGGCCCCCAUUUACUGUCUGGGGGACAAGAUAAUGACUCAGGGAGUGCUCUCCAGCAGAAAUACAGCCAGCUAUUCUGUGGGCUCCCUUCUCUGCACAGUGAGUCCCUGGUUGCCACUUUCAUGGGAUCUCAAGGCCUCCCCAAGAAUGGAAAUGUGCCCAAGCCCCCUUUGAAGGAUCCUUUUCUCUUCAACAAGCUCUCCUUCCCUCAACUGCUUCCUAAAACUUCACCCCAGUCAGCCCCAUGCUCUUCCCUACUUUCCCCAAAUUGGGUGUCUCCAUCUGACCAUCAACAAGCUCAGAUCAAUGUCCCAUUUCUGACUCUGGCCGAGUAUGAAGCCUUGGAGUGGCACCUGCUACAGAGGCAACUCCAGCUUCAGUGGGGCUGGCCAGCUGCCCUCCAGAGGUCUCAGCACACCCAGUGCCUCAUGCAGCAUGAGCCCUGUGGCAAAGCUCAGUCUCCUGAGACCAUGACAACUUCCCAGCCAGGGAAGUCCAUCUCAGUGCUCACCAGGGAGCUACUCUUCUUCCCGGAGCAUGCCCGGAAGCUGCUGGAAUUCCACAUCCAGAAACAGUUGAUUCACCAUCGCUGGGGCCUGCCUCAGAAGAUCCAGCAGUCCAUCCAUUUGCUCCUUACCUCCACUAACCAACAGACUGUGUCCUACAGCAGCACAGCCCUAGCCAAUGUGAGCAUCCCCCAGCCUGUAGCCCUAGAGGCCAACGGGGCUUGUGAUGUGCUGUCACCCACUGUGGCCCCAGUGUCCAUCCCCAUGCCACACUUGUUAACCCAGGCCAAGGCAAUAUUGCAGAACCACAUGGACUCCAAAUGUGGACAGAUCCACCAGGGCAAGAUCCCUGCCUGUGUACAUAGGUCCAGGGACUGCAGAAUUCCUGGGGUCCUGGCAGUGGCUCCUUUACCCUGCAUUCCCGAAAGCCAGCUCCUGGAACUGCAGGCAGCAAGUGACCCAGACCUACAUCACAAAGUUAUGCCCUGGAUGCCAACGGCCCUUGAUCAGCAGCAACAGGUCUUACCAGGUACUGUCACUCAACACCCUAAGCUGCUCCGAGUCUUGUCCGUGGAAGCCAUCGAGAAACUGGAGACAACUUUACGGCACAAGUAUCUGGCCUUCCUGUCGGGGCUCCCUGCUCUGUAUUAUGUGGCGCUCUCCAGGGCCCUGGCCCCGGCAGUCACGAGCCAAUCUGUCAUCACAGAGAUGGUGCCUGCGCCUGUGGAAAUCCCAGCAGAGCCUCUGACUCAGAUGGUUUCAUUUGAAGAACAGUGUAUAAGCCUUGGGCCGUGCCCUCAAGGCAACAAUGAGACUUGUACAGACGUUGCAAAAGAAUUCCAGUCUGUAGUGCCGGUAAAAGGAACAAUGGAGACGCUGCCUCUAGAAAGCCAGACACAACCUGCUAGCCCCCAUUCACUCCAGACACAUAUCUUGACCAAACUAAACUUCCACCUGAGAAAAAAGGUCCUAGAGAUACAAUGGGGAAUUCCCAUUAAGGCAAGGGAGUCCAGGGAACAAACUGCUGCAGCACCAGAGAACAUAUCCACACAGAAGUCUCUCGAAAAUCUAAACCACCAAGGGGAGACAUUGCUCCAAGAACUGCCCAUCCCACCAGACACUCUUCCUGCCCCUAAUCCAGAAUGGGUUCACCUUAAAGAACAGCUGGCCAAUGACUUGAAGGCAGUGCAGCAGAACCAAAAGCAAUCUAGUUCCAAAGCAGUACCCCAUGGUUCUGCCCACUGGGUCUCCAAGAUCUCACAACCCAGUGGGGACAUGACAGAGGCCCACAUGCUUUGUGUUCGGGUGGAGGCCAGUGUGAACAAGCCCAGCACGGAGGAACCCUGGGGCCCUGAGCCUCAAAGCCCUGGCAAGAGCAAGGACCCAGCUCAUGUGCCCAUGCUAGCGGGAAAGAGAGAGGACUCAGAGGAAACCAAAGCAGCCAGGGACCAUGGAGAAGGGGAUGAGGGGUUUGGGCACUCCUCAACCAGAGAAGAAAGAUGCCCUGCUGAAGACCAGAGGCCAGCAGGGAUGCUUCCAAACCAGACACCCCGAGGCUUCUGGCGAUGGAGUCGUAGCUUUCAUCUCGCUGAUCCCUGUCAACACAGCUCCCAGCAUCACUCUCAGCUUAAGCUCCCACAGCUGCCUCCACGAUUCCCUGGGGGGAAAGAGUCUGAGAAUGACCUGCAAGACAGUCAAACCAAGCUAAAUGUCAUCCUUGAAUCAGCGGCAAUUCCUGAGAAUGCCCAGACUGUGGUGCCCCAGGCUUCACAGAGUCAGACUUUCCUGAGCCAACCAACUCAGGGUAAGCCCUUGCAGGGCCAAACUUUGCAAGGCCAGGUUUUACAUGAGCAGGUGAUGCCAGCCCAUGCACAAAAGAAGCCCAGCCUUCCAGAGUCUAGCUUGAGAAAUAAAAUUAAAUCUUUUCUGCAGCGUAUUAACCCCAAGACAAAAGGCAAAGGGCAUGAGGACUCCAUGUUCUCAGCUGCAAAAGUGGCCAAAACCAGAAAAGAAAAUGUUGCAAAGAGCCUGGCUCCAGCCAAGAGCCCUGUGGGGAGAAGUAAGACAGAGAAGCCAACAGGGUACUCCAAGGCCCAAUCUUGUCCUUCUGAGAAGCUGGUGGGCCCAGCCUUCUUGGAUGGUCCCCAGUCUCUAGACAAUAAGCUCUGGCUACACUCCAGACAAGCUGGCUCUGCCUCAGCCCCGGGCCACCCCCGCCACUGCCCUCGUCACUGUCCUCGAGAGGCUUGUGCCACCAAACCAGGGUACCCACCCUAGCUCCUGACCCUCAUUUGAGAUAGAAACAUUGGUCUGCUCAAGGAGAACACGCAGAGCCAUGAAAAAGAGUUUAUAGGCUCCCCAGCUGCUGCAGCCCUCCAGAGGACCAGUAUCAUCGUUUCCAUAAAUGUGCAGGUGGGGCAGGGUGCCACCAGAAAUACACUCUAUAUUUCUCAGCAAUACGUUGUCUGUCCGGUUCUUGUCUCCGCUGUAUUGUAUUAAGGGAAGGUGUGAGGGAGGCUAAAAAGUCCUUCCUGUCUAGGGAAGGAGCUUUAGCUUACGUUUCAGAUGGGUCACCAUUCCACAUCAAAGAAGAAAAGCCCUUAUCUAGAGUGCACUGAAGCUAAAGGUCAUGCUUGAUUUCUGAACAUUUACCAUCCAUCCCACCAGAAUAUUUUCCACUGUCCCAUAAUUCCAGGGCCUAGGAGAGUACUGAAUGCAUAGUAAGACCUUAUAUUAGUUGAAUCCAAAGUCAGGGUUGUGGAGACAGACAAAGCAUUGAUCAUUGUAAUGGGGCUAUGAGGUGUGUGGUAGUGCCACAGGAGGAAGUAAUCAGCUGGUGAGGAGGAAUCCACAAUAAAAAUUACUUUGAGAAGCA
Molecule: messenger RNA, 6341 nt
Organism: Cercocebus atys (sooty mangabey)
Lineage: Eukaryota; Metazoa; Chordata; Mammalia; Primates; Cercopithecidae
Product: protein FAM205A
Exons: 4
Coding region: 1742-5743 (1333 amino acids)
Source: RefSeq, a predicted model, not a curated record